AUGCACAGCGGCAGUGAAUCCGAGGACAGCAGCAUGGAGCCUGAGGAGUUCUCCGACCCCAUCACCCUUUCUCUCAUGGAGGAGGCGAUGAUGGCGGCAGGGUGUGGUCACAGCUUUUCCAAGGCCUCCAUCACCACCUGGCUGCGGCAGAACCAUUCAGUGUGUCCCGUGUGCAAGAGCUCUCUGACCGAGGCGCAGCUGGUCCCCAACUACGCUCUCCGCUCUGCCAUCGAACGUUAUCAAACCAAGCGUGGCCACACCGUCCGCAAGAGCGACAGCGCGCAGACUCCUAUGGGCCUCCUGAUCCGGUCAAGGCGCCACCUGUGUACACCGGCACGUCCACUGGCGCAUCGUACGGGCAAUCGCCUGGGAUCGACGCAGAAGCCGAUGCUCCGCCCCCCGCCCCUGCUGGUGCCGUUCACUCUGCGCCUGGAGGCGGCGACGUGGAAGAAGGUUGCUGCUGCGCCUGGCUGCUGCACCUGCACCUGCGACGGACCCGUCUACUGCUGCAAAACGGCUCGCGAAUGCGAACAGAGGACGGCGUGCCCCAAUUCAUCGUAUCCCUGGUACAAGUCGCUAUCGGGUUUUUUGUGCAUCUACUUCUACGGCACCGACAGUUCCUACAACCGGCGGACGCUGGCCAGCGUGUGCUUGGCGCCGCUCGCGCUCGUCCUCUGCGUGAUUCUGCUGCUCGAGCUGGUCUUCCUGUGCGUGUUCUGGGUGGUGGCGUUCUUCGUGAUCUCGCCCAUCUGGCUGUUCGCGCGGAUCCCCAUCACCAUGCUCUGCCCGCUCUACUUCGACCAACACAUCAAGGACUCCUGCUGGAACAAGACCCCCAAGCGCCUGCCAGAGCCCAAGCUUGAGUGA
Messenger RNA from Acanthamoeba castellanii str. Neff, 867 nucleotides. RefSeq names its product Ubox domain containing protein. The record is from RefSeq and is a predicted model, not a curated record. The transcript has 7 exons. Gene Ontology annotation, molecular function: ubiquitin-protein transferase activity; zinc ion binding. NCBI's taxonomy places the organism in Eukaryota, Discosea, Longamoebia, Acanthamoebidae. Gene Ontology annotation, biological process: protein ubiquitination. Bases 1 to 867 code for a protein of 288 amino acids.